CAAGUUUGUUUGUAUAGAUCGCAACUUUUGUGUGGCGGCCAAUGAGCGACCCCAGAGCGGUGGCUGUUCAACACUUCACAGCCGCGACUUGCCGGUACAUGUUCAGCCGGCCGGUCUCCACACCCACUCAUGACAGAGAGCACAGAAGGUAAACCGAGACGUGCAGCGCGCGCCGCUCACCUGGCCCAGGUGACCCAGCAGCGGCGGCAGGUUCCUGAUGGACAGCAGGGAGCCGCAGCGCAUCCUGCAGCCUCAGGUCCAGAGGUUAAAGGGGAUCUCAGAGCUCCUGGUGUGGAUCAUUGAGUACGGCUGGGCUCACAGGAGGAUGGAUCUAUAUGAAGCUGUGGACGCCGCCCUUUGGCCGGAUGUUGACCCCCAGCCCGUGACCUUGCAGGAGUCGUGGCGGCUGCGAGUUUUGUCCGCCCAGGCGUACUCCAUCAUGAAGAGCAGGGACGUCAGAGGCUUUGAGAGGGUGGUGGCGUUUCUGGAAGCCACAUACAGACUGUCGCCCGGCCUGGUGGCUCCCAUCAAACACAUGAAGAUCAUCUUUGGCCUUAAGACCAUGGUGAUCAUGUGGAUGCUCAGGGAGGGUCGAGGCCUUGUCGAAACUGUGAUCAAGACCAUCCAGUAUUUUCCCAGCAAACUGCCUCAGUACCAAGAUCGCUGUAGCCAACAUGAGAUGUUCCUCAUGAGGAAGAAUCAUCUGGACUUCAAGGCUUUGGCACACACACUUGCCAUGGACAAGGACAAGCUUGAGUGUUAUGUAAAGAGUAAGAUGGAGGAGCAGUAUGGUGAACAUUAUGCCCAGAGAGUGGAGGACAGGCUGCUGCACUAUCUGUGUCUGCUGGACACUGUGCUACCAGAAGACACCUACAUUGAUAAGCUCCUGAAGAAAGAGCAUCCUUUGAGCACAGAGGAGAAGCUGCUGUUGGAAGUGACAAGAUGUGACUCUGACACCACAACAACAUCUCUGAAGAGGCUUCUGCGCUGCGAUGCUGCCUCGUGUGGUCUGACCAGGGUUCCUCAGAAUGCAGGGCAAGGAAUGGAAAUGGAAAAUGGUCUCCCGUCAAAGGCUGCUAGGUUUGCCAGCUGCUCUAAGGCUCUUCUCACGCCAGAGGAAAUGAAAACCUCCAUGGAGAUGCUCCCAGAGGUGAUGAGUAGAAGAGAGGAGGCUGCCCAGGAUCCAGUCAAAGCUAGCCCUCUCCUCUUUGAGAAUGAGGAUGAUUCAGAAGUGAGGAGUGUUCAAAAACCAGAGGAGAAUGGGCAGGAGGUGGCAGGUAGAGAGGAAUUCAAGGCAGUGGAUGAUGAAUCUGACAGCGGCGAACUGGAGGUGGGUUCUCCUUCUCAGGAUGCCAUGGUCCAUCCUCAGUUCUGCUCCAGACACCAGCGAUGGGUGAGAAGCAUCCUGUGGGAAUGUCCUGACGAGUGCUCGGAGGAGCUGCUGGGUCAGGCGAACAAUACCAUAUCCCCUGUCCUCUUUUAUUCGUCCUCUUCCACCUCCUCAUCGCAGGACCUGACCCCCUCUCUCCUCAUUCCCGGUGUCCCUUCUGUCCAACAAAACCCACCCUCACAGAUCUCCACCCCUCCCGAGACAGGAGCUAAAAUAUCCGAACAAGUAACCCCCAUGGACAAGCCAAGCUCUGGGCCACCUGAACCAGCAAUAAAGUCUCCUCAAUCAGAGCCUCUGACCCAGCUCACUUCCUCACCGUACAAUUUUCCAGUGACCACUCUGUUGUCACCAGCAAUCAAACCAAUAAACAUCACCUCUGUCAAAGCAUGCACCUUUUCUUUUCAAUCCCAGCAAGUAUCCAAAAGUCUCUUAAACAUAUCUAGCAAGGAACAGGCUACCUCCACAUCUUGUCUGCAUCCACCAGCCCCUCCAGUCUGCCGUACCUCAAGAGCCAAAGAAGCUGCCUCCACCCAACAACAAAUCAUGGCUCCACGAAAUCCAACAAACACCACCUCUGUUGUCAUACCAGUGUCUGAGCGUACUCGGCUGCCAACAGCUCCUGUGUCCCAGAGUCAGUCUACCUCUGCCAGCCGCCCACCACCAGCCAGACCUCUUUCCAGGCUUUCAAGAAGGCUCAGUGGAGCUUCUGCCAACAUCAGAGCUUCACAGUGUCCAACCCAAAGCAGCCGUAUCUCUUCACCUGUGCUGCCUGAAAAAGCCUUAACUCCACCUUUGCCUAAUGACUCCAAUGUUUUGGGUUGCCCUACACAGGCUUCCAAUGCUCAAUCAGGGACUCUUUCCUUAAAAAACACUAGUAACAAAAUCCCUUCUUCAACCACACUAUCACCCGACCAGGCUCCUCAAGUUAGUUUACACUGGGCUGCCUACUUAAGCCACCCACGAAGACAGGUUCUCCACCACAGCUUUAACCCCUCUCAGUUACAGACCAGGUCCUGUUCCAUCUCCCGGUCCUCUAUGCCUGCCCACCAGGCUGCUGGAGUCAACUUAGCGCCACUGAGGUUGUCACUGCAGGGUCAGGCUGUGUUGCUUCAGUCUAAACUGCUACACCCAUAUGUGAGGCUCACAAGACUGAACCUGGUAGAAUAUCACAGACUUACCAAAGGGAGCUCCCCAACCAGGCCUGUGCAACUUGUUGACGAGGAGGAGGACAGUGAUGAUGAUGAUGCGGCAAAGGAGGAUGAAGAAGUAAAUUAUUUGUUUGAUCCAAACUGUCUUUACUCUAGUCAGGAGUCUUCAUGCAGUGAUAGUGGGGACUCACAGAAUUCAGACCCUGACUUCAUCCCUUAUGUUAAAAAACACUGACCACAGGGUGGGACUGAGGAGAACCCUAACCCUAACCCUAACCAGCAGUGUUGCUCGGCUGAGGUUCAAACAGAUGACACUAAAGUGAUAGUUUGGGUUCAUACAUAGUCUGCAACUGCAUACUAGUGUAAAAGAUCCUCCAAGCUUGACUUGUCAGCGACUUCCCUGUCACAAGAACUGCUUCACUUGGAGUGUUCUUCUCCAAAAUGAAUGAAAAGGAUCUGGACAAACAAACAUGAUUUUGAGCAGCAAGGUUUUUUUUUUCCACAACAUACAUUUGUUCAGGAUUGAUUAUUAACAUUGUUUUUUUCAGCCCUCUUGCUUGCUAACUGGUGGAACUAGUUUCUGUAUCACUUGAUAAAGAUCCCCCAUCAUUUAUCUGUUCUGCAUUGUUAUUGCAAUGUGCACAGUUGUCUCUUGAAUGUUGGACACCAAAAUAAUUAGAGUUUUGUAACUGCAGACAGAUUAUUGUUCAUUAUUCAGCAUUGUCUUGUUAAAAUAAUAAUAAUAAUAAUGAUAAAAAAAAACAGUCCUGUCAGUAAAAGUAACAGGUUUGGAACAUUUGAUGCCUUUUUAAAUGGUUCCUCACAGCACCAUAAGGGUACUAUGUAGAACCGUCUUAUGGUAUUAAAGCAAACGUCUCUAAAAGCAUUUUUUAAUGCACCAAAAUGGGCUCUGCUCAGGUACAAGCCUCACUAAUCAUUGAGAGUUGCACAGAAUUGCAAUUUAUUGCACAGAACCUUUUAUAAGAGUGUAGGCCCCCCUGUGUUUUACCAUGAUGAGAUCAAAGUAGGUCCAAAAGAUGAACAAGCUGUCACCAGCCUGUUGGACCUUGCAGCAUUCUGUCUUGAACCGUAAUGUGUCUUAACUUCAAUAUGGACAAAACACCACACACUUUUGUUUAACCCUUUGAAACCCAUGAGGUU
This is a messenger RNA of Myripristis murdjan (pinecone soldierfish), 3699 nucleotides long. RefSeq lists its product as uncharacterized. Gene Ontology annotation, cellular component: shelterin complex. NCBI's taxonomy places the organism in Eukaryota, Metazoa, Chordata, Actinopteri, Holocentriformes, Holocentridae. Gene Ontology annotation, biological process: telomere capping; regulation of telomere maintenance via telomere lengthening. Gene Ontology annotation, molecular function: telomeric repeat DNA binding. The coding region runs from base 218 to 2773 and encodes 851 amino acids. The record is from RefSeq and is a predicted model, not a curated record. The transcript is spliced from 8 exons.